Messenger RNA from Anneissia japonica, 1911 nucleotides. Its product is annotated as voltage-dependent calcium channel gamma-5 subunit-like. Lineage: Eukaryota; Metazoa; Echinodermata; Crinoidea; Comatulida; Comatulidae. Gene Ontology annotation, biological process: postsynaptic neurotransmitter receptor diffusion trapping; transmission of nerve impulse; neurotransmitter receptor transport, postsynaptic endosome to lysosome. Gene Ontology annotation, cellular component: AMPA glutamate receptor complex; postsynaptic density membrane. The record is from RefSeq and is a predicted model, not a curated record. The transcript has 5 exons. Bases 744 to 1754 code for a protein of 336 amino acids. Gene Ontology annotation, molecular function: voltage-gated calcium channel activity; channel regulator activity.
CGUGUUAAGAGAAUUUUAUAAAUUGAUGUUAAUAUGUAUAAGAAUGUUUUAACAUGAAAACACCGCGGUAGUUCAUCAAUUUUUUUCCUGUUUAAAUGUCUUAACCCAUGUCCAAAAAAAAUUCUGCCUCUCACAAUAUGUAAGUUAAUCACAGAUUAGACAAAACGUGUUUCUCGAACCUUAUUUACAUGCCAAACAUUGAAGCGUAAAUAAAAAAAUUUAUUUGUCUUUGGAAUUUCAGGUUUUUGCAAUCCCAAUGGAUAAUAUUUCUUGGGUUCACUAAAAAAAUUGUACUUAUACAAGAGUUAGUGUGUUUUUCUUGUAAACUGAAUUUUUGUUGAAUUUUCUUCUUCUUAAUUAACUGUUGCAUUUUAUUUUGUUUAUGUAUCAGCAUUGCUCUUAGGGUUAACCUCGUUAAAUAAUGUUGAAUAAAACAUUUUUAAAAAUAACAAUGUUUUAAUGAAUUAACUACAUUGUUGUUUAUUUUAUAAAGUCAUUUUGAUUAAUUAUUAAGAAUAAUUAUGAAUGACACUGAAUAGCGAUUUUCGUAGUAGCUCUUUAAUGAACGCCAUCAACUUCCGUUUUUGUAUCUCAAUAAAAUAAUGAUCGUGAUUGGGGUGAUGUGGAUGGGUGUUAGCGCGCGUCUACAAACAGGCAAUACAAUGCUUAUCCGUACCUCUAGAGGGAGACAUCCACUGAAGUGAACAACUGAACAAAUGAAAAUCUUUGAUUAGAAUACGAUCAUGGUCCGAUCUACUCGUCACCAGUUCAAGCAAACGGUAGUCCUUGUUGUCUUGUGUGCUACCACGUCCGUCGCCUUCCUCCUGGUAGCAGUCAUCACCAACAGUUGGUUGAAUUACAUGGAUGAUUUGGCCGUUAAUGACACCAUUUCGGACAUCUACACGGACGAUGAGAUAGUUACAGAACCAAAGACUACGCGUGUGUUGAUGUCAUCAGGACUGUGGCGGACAUGUGUCAUUAAUGGAAGCGAAAAAGGUCGUUGUCGUGACCUGGUCUCGUUUUCAUCUCUUCUGGAUCGUAAAGUACGAGGCACCUUCGGAGAUCCGGCCACCGGUUGGCUAAAGUUCACUUAUUGGUUAAGCUUCUUCCAUAUCAUCGCCAUGGUUACGGAUAUCCUAGCUGUUUUGGUUUUCGCAUGCGCAGUUAUGACCAACAAAGAUGAUCAUUUUAUAUUCAUAUCAGGAUUCACAUUUGUUAUCUCAGGUCUGAUUAGUAUGUUUGGACUGCUGGUAUAUAUCUGCGGCGUUAACGACGAGCUGGGAGCAUCUGUAGUAGAGUCAACCUUUGACACUGUUUUCGUCUAUCGUUGGGGAUGGUCAUUAUACUUUGCAGGGGUAGGCCUAACUUUAUCAGAAAUCUCCGGCUUCCUCGCUGUCCAAGUUUAUUUCUGUAAGAGUAAAUCCAAGUUGACGGAGGUCCGCUGGUGUGGUACGCGUUCACUUAGAAGAGUUUCAAUGAACGGUGAUAUCUGUCGGUUUAAAGACUCAUUGCGCCGAAUGUCAUCCACGUCGGCGCCGGCCAGUCAUGAAUUGACGUAUGUAUCACAUGAUAUAAACACGGAUGUCCAUCAUAUAGGAAAAAUUGGGUACCUACCGAUGGAUGGGUUUACGGUAACUUCGUCACAGACGGGUCGACAGCGGCUGAGACCACCACGACGAUCACUGAGGGAUCCUGUAGUUUUGAACAGUUUCAAUAGAUCAUUUGAAUCUGUAUUUAAAAUAACAUCUGUUUAAGCACAAUAAUCAAUAGUACAAAAAGAUAGUAACUCCGAAAAGAAUCAGAGAUAUUUUGAGAUUAAACGUUUCGAUCUAUUUGAUCAUUUGUUUAUUUUUAUUUAUUUACUUUAUUUAUUUAUUUAUUUAUUCAGGCCUGCCCAUCACAAGAUGUUGU